Trypanosoma theileri is the source of this 1908-nucleotide messenger RNA. RefSeq names its product endosomal integral membrane protein. The coding region runs from base 1 to 1908 and encodes 635 amino acids. Gene Ontology annotation, biological process: protein localization to membrane. NCBI's taxonomy places the organism in Eukaryota, Euglenozoa, Kinetoplastea, Trypanosomatida, Trypanosomatidae. The transcript has a single exon. The record is from RefSeq and is a predicted model, not a curated record. Gene Ontology annotation, cellular component: membrane.
AUGGGUAUGAGGAAAAAAAUCCCAAAUUUUCUCGCAUAUUCGUGUUUUUUCACGGUACUUCUUCUGCUUGUCUCUGCACGUGGGGGUUCAUGCGCUCUAUUUGGGAAUUUACCUUCUGUUGUUGCCUAUCAACCGGGCACGGAGAUCCCAAUCACCGUAAAUUCCUUGACUUCUCAGAGAGGUUUACUACCGUUUGAUUUUUACUCCGUGAAAACUUGCCAACCGGAUAAACAGCGUAUGCAUGAUGAACGAGUAAAGGAAAACCUCGGAGAGAUUAUUCUUGGUAAUCGUAUUUUACCUUCUGAGUAUUCUGUUACAGUUGGCAGAAAUGUUUCUUGCCAAUUUGUAUGUACUGUAAAAUAUGAAAAAUCGGAUAUGAAACAUCUUUCAAAACUGAUUGACCAAUAUUACCGUGCCCAUAUGUUUCUUGCAGGACUUCCGCUCUUGGAAAAGUCUCGUCUUAACAGCUUAAGUAGACGUCCACGCCUUGGUUACAGACUUGGAGUAUCAAAGAAGGCCAGUGUCUUGUCAAAAGUACUAAUAAAUAAUCAUCUUCACUUUACAGUAACAUACGUUCCUUUAGAGAUGGGUGGUUACUCAAUUACAGGAUUUUAUGUGACACCAUCCUCAGUAAAGAGUGAAUCUGGAUGUCCUUCUCAUGAUUCUAUAUCAGCCGAAACACCUCCACCCGUUACAUCUGAUGAUAAAGAAAUUACGUACUCUUACUCUGUUUCAUGGGAAAUGGAUAACGAUGAGAGUUUUCUUACGACAAGGUGGGAUCUCUACGCACGUGCGGGACGUUCUGCAACGAAAAGGGGUCACUGGAUGGCAAUUUUAAAUUCUCUUGCAUUACUGAGUUUCUUGGGAAUUCUUGUUAUGAUUGUUUUGGCACGAACUGUCCGCAAGGAUCUACUUAUUUACGGUGAUGCUGAUUUGACAGAAGAUGCUCAAGAAGAAUCUGGAUGGAAACUUGUACGUGGGGAUGUAUUUCGAACUCCUCCAUAUUCUCUACUCCUUACAGCUUUUAUUUCUACAGGGUCUCAAAUGCUACUGAUGGCUCUUGUUACUGUACUUUCAGCUUUUUUGGGAGUUUUACAUCCAUCACAGCGAGGUAAUUUAUUAACAAGUCUCAUUAUAUUUUUCUGUUUUGCAAGUUGUAUUUCUGGAUAUGUGGCUGGAAGGAUGUUAAAGUUUUUCCGUAAGCAAAGCUGGAAGAACGGUUUUGCUGCAGUUACGUUGGUACCUGGAUGCAUGUUAUUGGGAUAUCUUUUGGGAAACUUUAUAAGUUGGACAAAACACGCCAGUACAGCACUUCCAUUUGGAACACUUGUAGGAGUUCUCUUAUUAUGGGUUGCUGUACCUAUACCACUUGCAUUUUUGGGUCUUUCUGCAGGUUUUCAUGCAGAAGUGUUGUCUGUACCGACUAAAGUUGGUAGUAUCCCACGCAUGGUUACGGAGAGAAGUCUUAAUAAACGAAUUCUCUACGUACUAGGAGGUGGUCUUGUCCCUUUUACUGCUGCCUUUGUGGAGGUUGUAUAUAUUCUUGGAUCAUUCUGGAAGGGCGAACCGUUUCACUAUUUCGGCUUCCUUGCAGGUAUUGGAGUGGUUAUUGCUUUUAUAUGUGCAGAAGUGGCAGUGGUCGUUACAUACACUAUGCUCUCUGAAGAAGAUUAUCAAUGGUGGUGGGGUAGUUUUCUUUCUUCAGGUAGCUGUGGUUUGUACUUCUUUGGGUACAGUCUUGUCUACCUUUUUUCUGUGCUCGAGAUUCGUCAAAUUCUUUCAAUGAUACUUUUCUGCUUGUAUACAACGGGAGUUUCACUUCUUAUUGGUAUGGUGAUGGGAACAAUGGGCUUUUUCGCGUCUGCCUUUUUUGUAAGAACGAUAUAUGGGGCAAUUAAAGCUGACUGA